This is a messenger RNA of Anoplopoma fimbria (sablefish), 3259 nucleotides long. RefSeq names its product deoxynucleotidyltransferase, terminal, interacting protein 2 (gene dnttip2). Gene Ontology annotation, cellular component: nucleolus. Gene Ontology annotation, molecular function: RNA binding. Bases 76 to 2844 code for a protein of 922 amino acids. The transcript is spliced from 7 exons. NCBI's taxonomy places the organism in Eukaryota, Metazoa, Chordata, Actinopteri, Perciformes, Anoplopomatidae. The record is from RefSeq and is a predicted model, not a curated record. Gene Ontology annotation, biological process: RNA processing.
CGUUCAUCGAUUGGUCGAGACUAGCUCUCACACCGGAAGUGAGAGGAGCAACCAGGCCGGCCAGCAGGAUCCAAGAUGGUGGCCACCAGGAGAGGAGUACGCGUGUACUCCCCAACUAAAACAAACCCCGACCAGUCCUCCGAUGUCCCGGCCACUCCUUCCGCUGGACGGAGAACCAGGAGCACUGCUAAACAGGAAGAGAGCCCAACCCAGAAUGCUCUGGUGGAGACAAGAAGCCAGCUUGAAAAAAGCGAGGGACAACUCGAGGCAUCUCCACCCUCCUCCGUGCUGAAAAGAUGCGCCAGAGCUUCCAGACUCCACAGUCCAGAACAGCCAUGCACACCCGUGGGCUCCAUCCACGAAGCGGAAACGUCAGAUGUGGACUCCUGCUGCUCUGCUGUGACAGACACCGAACUACCAAUGACACGCACCAGGGGGAGGAGGAGACAGCCCUGCAGAGUUAGUCAGGAAGAUGAGGAGAUAUCUGAGGUGGAAUCAUGCUCUUCUGCAGUAUCUGCAUCGAAAGCUGGCCAAAGUAGCCGUCGGAGCACAAGGAGGAAGACGAUUCCUAAAAGCCCUGAGCCGGCUCAUGUUGAGGUGGGAGACGUCAAGACCGACUUGGUGCCCAAAUCCCAGAGAGCCACCAGAAGUCAGAGAAAAGCAGCUUCCACCAGAUCAUCUGCCAAACAACAACUUGAAGACUCCGAGCUCUCAGAUGCUGACAGCUGCGUAUCCAGCGUCUCAGGAGCUGGAGCUUCUAUGUCCACCAUCCGCAGAAGUACAAGACCCAGAAGGCAAACCGGACCGAUCCCCAUCCACCUAGACGAAACCUCGGAAAGCUCUCAAUCCCCUGCCCCAAGAGCUCGAAUGAGCCGGGCAGCUAAAGGGCGUGCAGCAGCUACUGUAGACGUCAGCGAGCCCCCGUCUUGCGACUCUGAAGGAUUUGAGUCCGGGCCCACUUACAGUAUGACGACUCGCAGACGGGGAAAGACCGAAUCCUACGGUUUCAAAGCGUUGGACUCAGAAUCGGAGCUGACUGACCUGCAUUCCCAGACGGGCAGCCCCUGCACCCGUCGUGGCAAAGGGACUCCCUGCAGCAGCCGCACAGGCUCGGGGAGCAGCAGUCGGAGUGCUCGGGCCACCAGGAGCUCAGUCAAGGACUGUAGUAUUGUUUUGGAAAGAGCUGAGGGGGACACUUCAAUCAAUGAUUCUAGGUUGGAGAGUACAGUGAUCCAUGAGGACGCAGACUGCACACUGUUGGAAGAAGUUGAGAACCAGGCAUUGGAAGAGAAAGAUAAAGAAGGUGUGAAUAGUGCUGCUCUCAGUCCAAGUGAGGCAGAUGCAGUUGGUGUGGAAAAGGGAGUAAUUGUCAUUUCAGAAGAAGAUUCCUCCCAUGGGUCUCUUGAGAUAUCAGACAGUCCUCGUGCUGAGGAAGCUGUUAUUAAACCUGCAGUGACUGACAGACUCCAGCAGGAGGAGCCGUGUGCUGAAAAUAAGGACGGGGACGUCUCAGAGAAGAUGAUGAUGCAGGAAACAAUCCAGCCAUCAGAGCCGUUGAAGCCUGGCCAGUCAGUUACAGUAACCUUAUGUGGAAGUGCUUCUGAAAUCACAGAGGAGACUGAAGAGAAGGAUGAGGAGAUGGAAACAGCUGAAGUGGACGCCCACGCACCACAGGGAGACGAGGAUGCUGCUGUGGAAACCGGGCCCAGUGAGGAGGAGAAAAUGGAAGUCAGCACAUUGAAUACAGAUGCUCAGCAGGUGGUCGACUCCAAUGAGGUCCAAGUUGAGUCCAUUCAGGUGACGUCCAGCCAGCAGCAGAAUAUCACAGUGGAUUCUCACCCUGAACAGCAACCUAAAGAUGUCAUCGUCCAGAGUACAAAAAUAAUCAGCCUGCUGGAGAGCAGCGAGGAUGAAGACGCCGAAGAGGAGGAGAGGGAAGUUUCUGGAGAGGAGGAAGAGGAGGAUUUGGAGUUCCUGGCAGAGGAGAGAGCAGGACCAUCCCAGAAGUGUGAAGCAGCAGCUGCUGCAUCCGUUGAUGGACUCUUUAUGAUCGACACACGGCCGGGACAGGAGGCUGAUGAACUGUACUUCAAGGAGAGACCAACAGAGGAGGAGGACAAGAAAGCCACAAAGGAAGAGCAACAGGAGGAGCAAGAUGAGGAGUUUGUUGAUGAGGAGGGGGAUGAUGACGAAGAUGAAGAUGCGGAACUCCUCUUCUCAAGUAGAAAUCCUCAGUUGAAAGAGUUGUCCAGCCGUAUUGACCCUGGCAUCAGAGUGAAGGAGCUUGGGGGCUUGUACAUCAAUUUUGAUGGCAGCAAAUCAAAACCUGUCUCCACUUCACUGCGAAAACUAAAGGAAAAGAAGAUCCAAGAUGAGGUGAUGAAGAAGAGUGUGAUGGGACCAGAGUUUGAGAAGAAGGACGCAGUGCCUCCGUACAGUGAAUCCAAACAAGCCUCAAAGUUGAAAAACAGAACGGAGAGAGCGAAAUCAACAGGAGACGGUUGGUUUAAUAUGAAAGCCCCCGAGAUCACACAGGAGUUGAAAGGAGACCUGCAAGUCCUGAAGAUGAGAGGCUCCAUGGAUCCAAAGAGGUUCUACAAGAAGAACGACAGAGACGGCUUUCCCAAAUAUUUUCAGGUUGGUACAGUGGUGGACAGCGCAGUCGACUUCUAUCAUUCCCGCAUUCCCAAGAAGGCGAGGAAGAGAACGAUGGUGGAGGAGCUGCUAAAUGAUGCUCAGUUCAGACAGAACAACAAAAAGAAGUACCAGCACAUUGUGACGGAAAAAGCGGCGCAAGGAGCUGGCAAGAGGAACAAGAAGAAGAAUAAAUUCCAUAAGAAGUAAAUCUGAAGACUUGAUGUGACGAACACUGAGUGACUUUUCAUAAAUACUGAUAUUAUCAACUGCAGGUGGUGGGUUGGUGUUGAGUGAUAUUAAAAGUAGUCAGUGCUUUGUACAGGUACAAGGAAAAAAUAGUGCACAUGCUCAUAUUUACACCUGAAACCUUUUUUUAAAAUCAAAUGAAACUUUAUAUUCCAAACCUUUUGCCGCACAGUAAUCAUAGUCUGUCUAAAUAUACAUGCAUCAUAUGAACAUUAAAAGAUUCUUCUUUUGAUGACACGCACCAAUGUUUGUGAAAGUUCUUGUAAAUUCAACUAUCAUCCUAAUAAUAUGGCUUGUAACAUGACUUUGAUCAAAACAGAAACUAGUGUCAGGUGAUCAUUUCUAAAGAUAAAUAUAUUUAGUCAAAAUGUUGAAG